Saccostrea echinata is the source of this 9157-nucleotide messenger RNA. Its product is annotated as otoferlin-like. The transcript is spliced from 45 exons. Bases 31 to 6450 code for a protein of 2139 amino acids. Gene Ontology annotation, cellular component: membrane. Gene Ontology annotation, biological process: plasma membrane organization. Lineage: Eukaryota; Metazoa; Mollusca; Bivalvia; Ostreida; Ostreidae. The record is from RefSeq and is a predicted model, not a curated record.
UGUUUUAAUUGUUAGUGUUUCCUUUGGAUCAUGGCAUUAAUUCUGCAUCUGAAAUAUGCUGAAAACUUGAAGGGAAAAUCUGAUCGGUUGGCUAAGGUGUCUUUUAGAGGUGUCUUUCAUUACACAGAAGUUGUAGAAGAUGCAGAAGGAAGUGCUUUCUUUGAUCAGACUUUCCAGUGGCCUGUGGCUAGACCCAUUGAAAAAGAUGAGGUCAUUGAGAUUCAGCUUUUCAACUACAAUAGAUACCUGUCCAACAGGUUGAUUGGAAUGUUCCGGAUGUUCCUACAGGAACUGGUGGAGGUGGGAAAUGUCAAGAUUUGCGACUCUCUGUUGGACAGCCAUAAUGUGGUCAUGAAGACAACUGUGACCUUUGAACUGGUGUACAAUGCCCCAGAUGGGUCUGUGGGUAUGUGGCAGAAAGGAGGCUUUGACAAACUCACCUCUGAAGAACUUAGAUCCCCCCUCACAGAAGAAGACCAGAACCUCAGAAAUCUGGAACAAAGCAGUCUGGAUUCACAGUCUAUCAUCUCCACAGGUAGUCCCUCCAAAUCAAUCCAUGGAUCUAAACUCAGCCUGGAGUCCAAGAGGUCCGGAGGAAGGUCACCAAGACACACCAAAAAUUUGUCCUCUGUGGUUAAACUUAUGAUGAACGUAUCCAAGCAACGAGCAGGUGGGGGACUUCUAGAUGGCGAUGACAAACAAUCACUUAUAGAUGACAUAGAGACAGAUCCAAGUUUAGAUGCCAAAGCAGCAGAAAUUGCUUCUAUGGUGGGCGGCAAGGAUAGUAACCUUGAAGAUGAUCAGCAGAGUGAAGGUCACGGGUCAUUAUCAGCUGGACCUAUCAGCUUCAAAAGGUCUAAAGACAAAGUUCCACGAGUAGAACAGGCAUCCAUGAAAGCUCAGGAUUUUCAGGUCUGUAUAACAGUGAUAGAGGCCAGACAGUUGGCGGGAUUAAACAUGGACCCAGUAGUCUGUGUUCAGGUUGGGGACCAGAAAAAAUACACCAGCGUCAAGGAAUCCACAAACUGUCCUUACUACAAUGAGUACUUCGUGUUUGACUUUCACAUGGCUCCUGCAAUGCUGUUUGACAAGAUAGUGACCUUAACUGUUUGUCAGUCUGGACGUCUCCUAAGAUCCAACAAGCCUCUAGGAAACUACAAACUGGAUGUAGGCACUGUGUAUGCUGCAACAGAUCACCAAUUUUAUCACAAGUGGGCAAUGCUAACUGACCCAGAUGACAUUAAUGGAGGGGUCAAAGGUUACCUGAAAUGUGACAUUGCUGUGGUGGGCAAAGGUGAUUCAGUCAAGGUUCCACCAAAAAUGGAGCAAGAUGAUGAUGAUAUUGAAGGGAACCUACUUUUACCUGAGGGUGUGCCAGCAGACAGACAGAGAGCCAAGUUCUGCAUCAAUGUAUACAAAGCAGAGGGUCUGCCAAAGAUGAACACUGGUAUUAUGGCAAAUGUCAAAAAAGCCUUCACAGGAGAAAGCAAAGAUCUAGUGGAUCCAUAUGUCAAUGUAUCCUUUGCUGGGCAUCAGGGAAAAACCUCAGUAAAGAAGGGUUGUUAUGAGCCGGAGUGGAAUGAACAGAUCAUCUUCACAGAGAUGUUUCCUCCACUGUGUAGGAGGAUACAGAUACAACUUAGGGACAAAGACAAAGUGAAUGAUGAUGUGAUAGGAACACACUACAUCGAUAUUGCCAAAAUCUCCAAUGAAGGGGAAAAGGGUUUCCUCCCAACAUAUGGUCCCUGUUGGGUGAAUCUAUAUGGAUCCACUAGACAAUACAGUCUGCUGAAUGAAAACCAGCAUCUGAACGAUGGACUUGGUGAGGGGGUGUCAUACAGGGGGCGCAUGUUGAUUUCUCUGAGGACAGAAGUCAUUGAGAGUGCUGACUUAGGAGGACCUGCCACAGUGGAGGUGUGCACUGCCCUGCCCAUUCCAGAGAAUGCAGCUGGAAAACUUGACGAGUUCUUCCUGUUUGGCUGUUUUAUGGAAGCCUCCAUGAUUGAUAGAAGGCUGGGAGAAAAGCCUGUUCAUUUUGAAAUGAGCAUGGGAAAUGCAGGCAAUGUGUUGGAUGGGUAUAAUCCCCCCACUAAGAGAAGCAGCAGUAGUUCUAGUGAGGAGGAAUCUGAGGAGGAGGAUACAGCUGAUGAUGCCCCCCUUCUGAGUGAAGUAGCUGUGGAUACCCCAAAAUGGAAGAGCACCACCCCCACUCAGCGACCCUCCACAAAGGACAGAGUAUACUACAACUUACCGUACUAUGAGGAUAAGCCGUGUGUGUAUAUCAAACACCUGACAGAGGACCACAGAAGGAGAAUGUACAACUCUAAUAUAGUGGACAGAAUCAUAGAGAAACUGGAUGAUGGAAUAUCUGAGGUUCAUGAAAUGAUCAUUCAGGAACAGCCAUUCCCAGAGAAAAGAAUGAGAGGAGUUUUUGAAGAACUGGGAUCUUCUUGUUCUAAAUUUGUCAGCAUUGUGAAGGGAACCCAGGCUUCUGGAAAAACGAAGUUAGAUAAGGAGCGACAAAAGUUACUCAUCAGAGAGAUGGACCACUUAUCCACAUCCGCCAGAACAAUGAAAACCACCACAUCAAAACACAACCUGAAAGAGAAACUGAAAGUAGCCAGUCAAUAUCUUCAAAAACUCAAAUCAUUAUCUCAUGAGCCACAACAUGCCCUACCAGAUGUGUUCAUCUGGAUGAUCAGUGUCAACAAAAGGAUUGCCUACCAGCGGGUUCCUGCUCGUGAGAUCAUCUACUCUAUUGUUGAGGAAGAACGAGGCAAAUUCUGUGGCAAACUACAACUUCUGCUCCUAAGGUUGCCUGGAAAGAAGGCCACUGGUCAGUCUGGGUGGGGGAUUCAGGCCAAACUACAGGUUUACUUAUGGUUGGGACUCAGUAAACAUAAGAAGGACUUCCUGAGUGGACUGCCUAAAGGAUAUGAAGAGAGUAGACUGCUGCAGAUAGCCAACAAACCCCACUCUGUACCCCCAGAAUUCAUACACUACAGUGAUUCUGAGUCAUUCCAAGUACGAUGUCACAUGUACCAGGCUCGCAGUCUGAUUGGUUCAGAUGCCUCAGGGUUGUCAGAUCCUUUUGCCAGGGUAGCGUUUGGAGAUCAGAGUGUGUGUACCCAGGUUAUUGAGGAGACCCUCAGUCCUACGUGGGAUGAGAUGCUGAUCAUUAAUGAGGUCACGGUUUAUGGUCAGGUGAACGAGAUUGUUGACAACCCUCCUCUGAUUAUCAUCGAGGUGUUUGAUCAGGACAAAGUGGGCAAGUCAGAAUUCAUAGGAAGAGCAAUGGCCAAACCAGUGGUGAAGAUGAAAAAUGAGAAAUAUGAUAUGCCCAAAUUUCCUCCCAAACUGGAAUGGUGGGAUAUUUAUCGGGGACCAGACAAGGCUGGCCAGCUUCUUGCCUGCUUUGAAUUGCUGCAGCAUCCCUUUGAGGAGAAGGACCUGCGCAGUGCUCAUCUUACACCACCGUAUGCAAGGAAACCAAAUCUGUUAGCUACCUUUGGUGAGAUGACAGGACAGGAGUUACCUCCCUUAGAACUUCCGACAGGGGAGAAAGAUAGAGGUCCUGUCAUGCCUGUCCCUAAAGGAAUCCGACCAAUCCUUAGUAAACACAGAAUAGAGGUCCUGUUCUGGGGGGUAAGAGAUUUGAAGCGAGUACAACUGACAUCAGUGGAUAAGCCACGGAUUGACAUAGAAUGUGCUGGACAUGUUCUUGCCUCAACUGUAAUCCAAAACUACAAGAAAAAUCCAAACUUUGGAACUACUGUCAAGUACUUUGAUGUGGAAUUGCCCGAGAAUGAACUCUACUGCCCACCAAUAACUAUCCGGUGUGUAGACUGUCGAAAUUUUGGCCGCUAUGUCUUGGUAGGAACCCAUGUCAUCAACUCCAUACACAAGUUUAUGUAUGUACCCACGACAAAGAAAGCCAAAGCUGCACUACAAAAACUGUUCCCAGGGAAGGAUCCAGAUGCACCAAAGAUAAUAGCUACAAGUCCUGAUGGAGGAGUGAAAAUUGAAGAUGUGGGUAUCAAACUUGAUGAAAACAUGCCUCUAAUUAAAAAAGAAUCUCCUGUAACAAUUAACAUGAUAAAUGUCAAGGAGAAGAAGACGGAAGAGAAUUCUCGACGGAAGAAGAAGCACUCCAUGGAUGACGAGGAGGAUAUGGAUCUGGAGAGCAUGGAUUGGUGGAGCAAGUACUUCGCUUCCGUGGAAACACUUAUCAGGGAACAUGAAAGAAACAGGGAAGAUAACUUUGACAACCUGGACAUCUACAACCGGAUCGAAAAUCACUCCUCGGAACCUCGAUCUGGCACUCCGUACGGAGCUAUCAGUGGAGGGAACGUUGGCGGUAAUAUGACACAAAAUCAAACAGAUGAUGAUCCUGACUACAACCCCAAAGAAGCCAAGAAACUCGAAAAACAAAUGGAGAAACAAGAUGAGCAGAAGAAGACAUUCCGAGGGGCAGCAAAAGCGGUCAGUCUGGCCAACAAACUAUCCCCAAAGGCUCAGAGGAAGAAGUCAAAUACACCAGCAGUAGCACAGCUAAAGAACAUCAAGUCGGGACUCGGUCUGUUAAAUUCAGCUUUUGAUAUGUCGGAGGAAGAAGCUGAAUCAGACAAAAAGAAAAAGAAACAAACCUCCAGGAAGUUCAGAAAACUUGAGUCUGAGCUCAAGGUAUACCCCAAUGAACUGGAGGGUCAGACUGAAUUUGAUGGAUUUAAGGACUGGCUUCACACUUUUGAAUUAUACAGAGGGAAGAAGUCUGCUACAGAGGACACGGAUGAAAGUCGUAUUGUUGGAAAGUUCAAGGGAUCCUUGAAAAUCUACAAGAUUCCCCUGCCUGAUGAUAUUGAGGACACCACAAUAACUGGAGGAGACCCCACCUGUGGCCUCUUUCAGGGACUACCCAGCAAUGAUCCAAUCAAAGUCCUGGUCAGAAUCUACAUUGUUAAGGCAAACGAUUUGCAUCCAGCAGAUUUGAAUGGGAAGGCUGACCCCUACAUGGUGAUACGAUUGGGAAGCACCACCAUCAACGAUAAAGAGAACUAUGUCUCCAAACAACUCAACCCAGUGUUUGGGAAAUGCUUUGAAAUUGAGAGUACCUUUCCGAUGGAGUCCUUUCUUACUGUGCAGAUUUACGACUGGGAUCUGGUGGGAAUGGAUGACCUCAUCGGAGAGACCAAGAUUGACCUUGAGAAUCGCUACUACAGCCGUCACCGCGCCAUUUGUGGGAUCUCUGCUAAAUAUGACCAUGUUGGAUACAAUGCUUGGAGGGAUCCCAUGAAACCUACACAGAUACUGGCCAAACUAUGCAAGGACGGAAAAGUGGAUGGACCGCAUUACCAGCCAGGGAAGGUCCGAGUUGGUAACCGGAUAUUUACCGGUACCAUAGACCAUACAGAUGAUCAAGAGAGUCGUAAAAACCAUGAGGAACAAUUGGCUUUGUCGGUUCUUAGACGGUGGGAAGAAAUACCGAAAGUCGGCUGUAAACUAGUACCAGAACAUGUUGAGACCCGACCACUCUUCAACCCAGAAAAACCAGGCAUAGAGCAGGGUAAAUUAGAAAUGUGGGUUGAUAUGUUCCCUAUGGACAUGCCAGCUCCCCCACCCCCAGUGGACAUCAGUCCCAGGAGGCCAAAGAGUUAUGAGCUGCGAUGUAUUAUUUGGAACACGGAUGAUGUGGUUUUGGAAGACGAUGCCUUCUUUACGGGAGAGAAGAUGAGUGAUAUCUAUGUCAAAGGGUGGAUUAAGGGUCAGGAUGAUAUGCAGGCCACAGAUAUACACUACAGGUCACUUACCGGAGAGGGCAAUUUUAACUGGAGGUUUGUCUUUCCAUUUGACUACCUGGUGGCUGAGGAAAAAAUUGUGAUUUCUAGGAAAGAAUCCCUCUUUUCCUGGGAUGAGUCUGAAACAAAAAUUCCAGCUCGACUCAAUCUUCAAGUCUGGGAUGCUGAUCACUUCUCUGCAGAUGAUUUUCUGGGGGCUUUCACCAUGGACCUUAAUCGAUUUCCUCGUGGCGCCAAGUCUUCUAAGCUAUGCACCCUCAAUAUGCUGGAGGAUCCUAAUAUCCCUCACAUGUCCUUGUUUAAACAGAAAAGGGUCAAGGGCUGGUGGCCAUUUGCCGUCAAAAGCGAAUCUGGGGACGAGUACGAACUCACGGGCAAAGUUGAAGCUGAGCUCCAUUUGAUGACAUCAGACGAAGCGGAGAAACACCCAGCAGGGCUAGGAAGAAAUGAACCUGACGCAUUAGAAAAACCCAACCGACCAGAUUCCUCAUUUAUAUGGUUUUUGAAUCCCCUCAAGUCAAUUCGUUACAUUCUCUGGCACAACUACAAGUGGGUGAUUAUAAAGGUCCUCGUGGUCUUGCUACUGACUGCCCUAUUGGUCCUGUUCUUUUACUCAAUGCCGGGAUACACUGUCAAAAAGAUGAUGGGCGCUUGACACGUUCUCAUUACCGACAGGAAGCUACAUCAAUUUCCUCUACCGACCAACUUUGGUCAGUUGGCCAGUAGGUACCUAGGCUCUGACCAAUCAUUGCCCAUCGUCUGUGUCAUUUUCCUCGCUCAUCGGAAGAUUCUCCGACACAUGUUAGAACCAUUAAUUACUAUGUCAGGCAUCGUUUAACAAAAUAUGUGUUCAAUAAUAGUUUCAUUCACAAGGUAUAAGUGUUGACAUCAACAAUGAUAAUACUUUGUAGUCAAAAUGUGUGGACAAUAUGAUUCUACGGUAUUAGGAGUUCAAAUCUGGGGAUUGUCACACCCUGUUCUUACAGAGGCCUUUUACCACCUGCAGAGGCACUGGUUACCUUUACACCUGGUACUUACUUACCUUUGGCACAUACAGGUGUAAUUGACAGCAGGUAACAUCUAGGCCUGGCCUGAAGAUUGCGUAAUAUUAUAAAAUGCAGAUGGUAUUACAUGUACUACAUUAUAGAUAUUUUUUAUUCUUGGAUAAUGAUUAUUAUUAUGCUUGAUGUACAUUCCUUUCCCUUUCUGGAUAGCCAGGAAGAAAAUCAUUUUUCCCUCCAAAAUCCUAGAAUAUUUUGGUAGGAUUUUAUAGCUACAUCAUUAUUUAUGAGCCAGUUUCCAUUUAAAGCAUGCUAGGAAGUUUUUACAUACAGGGGGUAUAUACUUGAAAAGUGAAUGUUAUUUAAUAUUGAUGAACAGAAUAAGGAUAUAAUAUUAAUUUUUAUUAAUAGCAAGGUUAGUAAAAUUCAAUAUUGUAAUAUACAGAGUAAAGCUACAGUUGAACUUCGGUAUCUCGAACACUGAUAUCUCAAAUACCAUGAAUACGUCAAAGUGAUUUGGAAGUCCCAACCACUUAUUCCUUAAGUAUUUUACCCCUGAUAUCUCGAAUACUCAGAUAUCUGGAAGUUUUUCACCAGUCCCAUCGAGUUCGAGAUAACGAGGUUUGACUGUAUAUGUAUAAGAAUCUCUUGUUGCACAUGUCAAUCUCAUAUCUCAUAUGAUGUGAAUCUCACUAGUAUAUGUCUACCUUUCUUUGUAAAUAGAGGUGUAUAUAUUAUAAAUAUAACGAAAAUAACUAGUCUUUUAGAGGUAAUACCAAUAAUGUGUUGAUGCAAACAUGUAUAUAUAUAUGUAUAAAUGUACUGAUAUUCAUAUAUGCAUUAAGGAUAUCAUUUUUCAAUGAAGUAAAGUUAAUGGUGUCUGCUGGAAAUUAGUUUUUUGGUACUUUGGAUUAUAUUAUUACCGGUAUUGAAAUAAUUCAUUCAUAAUGUUUAGAAUUGGUUUUCGGUCCUUGUAUGUUUGUAUGUUCUAAUCACUCUAAAGUUCUCAACAAUCAUCAAAUUGUAAAACAUUGAUAUAUAUUAGAUUUAGUUUCAAGUUAUUUGUAAUUGACUUUUGACAGUUUUUGUUAUUAUUUAUUAAGGAAUCUACUCCAUCAGGAUGUAUUUUAAAAUUUCCUUUUUUAUGAGCCUGGAUUAAAAAAAAAAGUACCAUGAAUUAGAGUCAUUUACAUCUAAAGCAUGACCUAUUAACCUUUGCACAACAUGUAUUAAUCCAGGCUUCAGUUUUUGGAGUUUGGUGAAAAGAUAUUUGAUUUAUUUUCUCUUUGUACAUUUGACUAUAUUCAGGAAAAUAGAAAACCCACCUCUAAAUGUUUGCUGGGAAAAUGUGAACAUGACAACUACUUAUCAAAUGAUCUUGAAAAUACCAAAAAAUACAUUAAAAUCUUAUUAUACAUAUAAACUGUUACUUUGUGCAAUAUUGUUAUGAAUUUUUAUAUUAUAAUUAUUGAGUAGCAUAAUUAAAGGGCUACAUUUUUUGUUGUAAAUUGCCCUGAAAAGAAAAAUACAGGUAUGUUAUUAUGUUUGUUACUUAUAUAAAAUGUGAGCAUGUGUAAUUAUGGAAUCCUGACCGAAAUAUUAAACAUGAUGCAUGGAUUGUUAUAAACUAGAUGUCAGACAGUUUUCAAAUUGAAAUAACAGAGGAUGUUUUUCACUGGAUAAAAUUAUCAAAAUUAAUUUCUUAGGUACCAGGUGUAGGUAUAUGGUUUUAAUAUUUUUCUUAUUGGAAGAAAUUAUUAAAGAUCUGUAAUGUGAUAGGAAAAUGUAAAUUGCUUUUAAUCAAUUUACUACACUACAAUGAAUUAAAAAACAAUUGUUAAGUACUCUGGAUUAAUUGAAAAAUCCUGAUAAAUUGUGAAAUAAAAUGUCUCAUGGCAUGUCAAUGAUAUUGUUUGAUUGACAUUACUAGCAAUUCUGUGAUAAUUUUAUUGUUUAGAGACGUUAAAAAAAAUUGCAGUUAAAACUAAUUCCCCAAAAUUGUCUUCAUCUAAUGCUUCGACUAAGAUUGCUUUUAAUUCACUGAAUUCUAAUUCAUUUUGUUAAAAUAGAACAGGCUUGUUCCAAUAUGGUGAAAAUUAAAAAAAAAAAUCUGGUUUCAUUAUGCUUACUCCUUCCUUUGUUUGAUCUCUGACAAAAGCAAUCAAAUUUGUCUUGUUUUCUGAUUAUUUGUUAUUCGAUACCAAAGAGGCAGACUUGCUGUAUGAUAAUUUUUUUUUUGACUGUAGAUUGUUUUAGAGAAUUCAUUUGAAAUAUUUGCCUCAUUUGGUACAUGGUGUUUGAACAAAAAAAUUUAUACUGUGAUGCACAAAAUUUGUUGUCAAUAAACAGGUCAUUGCAGUU